Messenger RNA from Ochotona curzoniae (black-lipped pika), 3752 nucleotides. RefSeq names its product natriuretic peptide receptor 1 (gene NPR1). Gene Ontology annotation, molecular function: guanylate cyclase activity; peptide receptor activity; protein kinase activity. The transcript has 22 exons. Gene Ontology annotation, cellular component: membrane. The record is from RefSeq and is a predicted model, not a curated record. NCBI's taxonomy places the organism in Eukaryota, Metazoa, Chordata, Mammalia, Lagomorpha, Ochotonidae. Gene Ontology annotation, biological process: intracellular signal transduction; protein phosphorylation; cGMP biosynthetic process. Bases 11 to 3190 code for a protein of 1059 amino acids.
CGCUGAGGCCAUGCCCGGCCAGCAGCACUCCUUCAGCGUCCGCCUGUGCCUGCUGCUGUUACUGUCACUGCUGCUGCUGCUGCUCCGGGACAGCCACGCGCGAAACCUGACCGUGGCCGUGGUGCUACCGCUGGCCAACACCACGUACCCGUGGUCGUGGGCGCGCGUGGGGCCGGCCGUGGAGCUGGCUCUGGCGCACGUGCAGGCGCGGCGGGACUUGCUGCCAGGUUGGACGGUGCGCACGGUGUUGGGCAGCAGCGAGAACGCUCUGGGCGCCUGCUCCGACACCGCUGCGCCGCUGGCCGCCGUGGACCUCAAAUGGGAGCACAAGCCAGCCCUGUUCCUGGGCCCGGGCUGUGUGUACGCCGCCGCCCCUGUGGGCCGCUUCACGGCGCACUGGCGUGUGCCCCUGCUGACGGCCGGAGCCCCGGCGCUGGGCUUCGGUGCGAAGGACGAGUACGCGCUGACCACCCGCGCAGGGCCCAGCCACGCUAAGUUAGGUGACUUCGUAGCAAAGUUGCACCGACGGCUGGGCUGGGAGCGCCGAGCGCUUGUGCUUUAUGCCUAUCGGCCCGGGGAUGACCAGCCCUGCUUCUUCGUGGUAGAAGGGCUGUACAUGCGCGUCCGUGACCGCCUUAACAUCACCGUGGACCACCUCGAAUUCGCCGAGGGCGACCAUGACCACUACACGCUGCUGCUGCGCACCGUGCGCCACAAAGGCCGAGUCAUCUACAUCUGCAGUUCUCCGGAUACCUUCAGAACGCUGAUGCUGCUGGCCCUGGAUGCCGGCCUCACUGGGGGAGACUACGUUUUCUUCCACCUGGACCUCUUUGGCCAGAGCCUGCAGGGGAUACAGGGUCCUGCUCCUCACGAGCCCUGGCAGAGAGGGGACGGGCAAGAUGUCAGUGCCCGCCAGGCCUUUCGGGCUGCCAAAAUCAUUACAUAUCAAGAGCCAGAUAAUCCCGAGUAUUCGGAAUUUCUGCGGCAGCUGAAGCACAAGGCCAGUGAGCAGUUCAACUUCACCGUGGAGGAUGGCCUGGUGAACAUCAUCCCAGCAUCCUUCCACGACGGACUCCUGCUCUACAUGCAGGCGGUGAUGGAGACUCUGGCAGGUGGGGGAACUGUGACCGAUGGGGAGGACAUCACCCAGCGGAUGUGGAAUCGAAGCUUUCAAGGUGUCAUGGGAUACCUGAAAAUCGACAGCAAUGGAGAUCGGGAGACCGACUUCUCCCUCUGGGAUAUGGACCCUGAGACUGAUGCCUUCCGGGUUGUGCUGAACUACAAUGGAACUUCCCAAGAGCUGGUGGCUGUGUCAGGGCGCACACUGUCCUGGCCCCUGGGGUACCCUCCCCCCGACAUCCCCAAAUGUGGCUUUGACAAUGAGGAUCCAGCCUGCAAUCAAGACCACUUUUCCAGCCUGGAGGUGCUGGCUGUGGUAGGCAGCCUCUCCCUGCUCUGCAUCCUGGUCGUCUCCUUCUUCAUAUACAGGAAGAUGCAGCUGGAGAAGGAGCUGGCUUCGGAGCUGUGGCGGGUGCGCUGGGAGGACGUGCAGCCCAGCAGCCUGGAGAGGCACCUGCGGAGUGCAGGCAGCCGGCUAACCCUGAGCGGGAGAGGCUCCAAUUACGGGUCCCUGCUGACCACGGAGGGCCAGUUCCAGCUCUUUGCCAAGACUGCAUACUAUAAGGGUAACCUUGUGGCUGUGAAACGUGUGAACCGGAAACGCAUUGAGCUGACACGCAAAGUCCUGUUCGAACUGAAGCAUAUGCGAGAUGUGCAGAACGAACACCUGACCAGGUUUGUGGGUGCCUGCACCGAUCCCCCCAACAUCUGCAUCCUCACCGAAUACUGUCCUCGAGGGAGCCUGCAGGACAUCUUGGAGAAUGAGAGCAUCACCCUGGACUGGAUGUUCCGGUACUCACUCACCAAUGACAUUGUCAAGGGCAUGCUGUUCCUACACAACGGAGCCAUCUGCUCCCAUGGGAACCUCAAGUCAUCCAACUGCGUGGUAGAUGGGCGUUUUGUACUCAAGAUCACUGACUAUGGGCUUGAGAGCUUUAGGGACCCGGAGCCAGAGCAAGGACACACCCUCUACGCCAAAAAGCUGUGGACAGCACCCGAGCUCCUGCGGAUGGCGUCACCCCCAGCCCGGGGCUCCCAGGCCGGCGACGUCUACAGCUUUGGUAUCAUCCUUCAGGAGAUCGCCCUGCGGAGUGGGGUCUUCCACGUGGAGGGUCUGGACCUCAGCCCCAAAGAGAUCAUCGAGCGUGUGACUCGGGGUGAACAGCCCCCCUUCCGGCCCUCGCUGGCCCUGCAGAGCCACUUGGAGGAGCUGGGGCAGCUCAUGCAGCGGUGCUGGGCCGAGGACCCCCAGGAGCGGCCACCCUUCCACCAGAUCCGCGUGACGCUGCGCAAGUUUAACAGGGAGCACAGUAGCAACAUCUUGGACAACCUGCUGUCGCGCAUGGAGCAGUAUGCCAACAAUCUAGAGGAGCUGGUGGAGGAGCGCACCCAGGCCUACCUGGAGGAGAAGCGCAAGGCCGAGGCCCUGCUCUACCAGAUUCUGCCUCACUCGGUGGCUGAGCAGCUGAAGCGCGGGGAGACGGUCCAGGCCGAAGCCUUUGACAGCGUCACCAUCUACUUCAGUGACAUCGUGGGUUUCACAGCCCUGUCGGCCGAGAGCACGCCCAUGCAGGUGGUGACCCUGCUCAAUGACCUGUACACUUGCUUUGAUGCCGUCAUUGACAACUUUGAUGUGUACAAGGUGGAGACCAUCGGCGAUGCCUACAUGGUGGUGUCAGGGCUGCCGGUACGGAACGGCCGGCUGCAUGCCCGCGAGGUGGCCCGCAUGGCACUGGCGCUGCUGGACGCUGUGCGCUCCUUCCGCAUCCGCCACCGGCCUCAGGAGCAGCUGCGCCUGCGCAUUGGCAUCCACACAGGACCCGUGUGUGCAGGUGUGGUAGGGCUGAAGAUGCCCCGUUACUGCCUCUUUGGGGACACGGUCAACACAGCUUCGAGAAUGGAGUCCAACGGGGAAGCCCUGAAGAUCCACCUGUCUUCUGAGACCAAGGCUGUCCUCGAGGAGUUUGAUGGUUUUGAGCUGGAGCUUCGAGGGGAUGUAGAAAUGAAGGGCAAAGGCAAGGUGCGCACUUACUGGCUGCUGGGGGAGCGGGGGAGUGGCACUCGAGGCUGACUGCCUCCCCUCCUGCCCCCCCAUGCCUCCCUUCCUGUGCCAGAGGGCACAGAGAUGCCACGCCUCAGCCUCCUCGACAGCUGCCCCACCAUUGCCAAAGCAUGGGACGCAGAAGUGGUCCGGACAGCACGAGUGUGCUGACCUCGUCAGAAACAGCCAGGUGUGACCUCGGAGAGGACUGGGGUAGCAGCACUCCAAGGUCACAGGACUACGCCCAAGAGCACGGUCACACACGGUGGCACCCUCGCAAGGCACAUACAUGCACUUGACUCCUGGCCCUCCUGAGGCCAGGUUAGGAGACGGACUCCCAGUCUUCCUCUUCCUCCAUCCAGGUCACCUCCCCCGCCCUGGCUGCACUGUGACCUUUAGUGGGAGGGGGAGGCCACAAUGAGACCUUCCUCGGUAAAUCGAAUGGUGGGGAGUCCAAGUUGGAUACUAGAUCAUGAACCCCGAAUGCUCACUCCCUGUCCCCGUUCCCCCCCCCCCCCCCCCCAGGAGCAAAGGGGCCUCGGCCUGGGUGCCCCACCCCUGCUGUGAGCGAAGACCAUUAAAGCCUUUGUUG